This is a messenger RNA of Marasmius oreades (fairy-ring Marasmius), 1581 nucleotides long. RefSeq lists its product as uncharacterized. Gene Ontology annotation, molecular function: oxidoreductase activity; copper ion binding. NCBI's taxonomy places the organism in Eukaryota, Fungi, Basidiomycota, Agaricomycetes, Agaricales, Marasmiaceae. The record is from RefSeq and is a predicted model, not a curated record. The transcript has 19 exons. The coding region runs from base 1 to 1581 and encodes 526 amino acids.
AUGAAGAACUUCCUCUACCUUCUCUCGGCGGUCCUGCCUGCGGCUUUUGUAUCCGGAAAUACAGUGUCAACGACAAUAAACGUUGUCAACAGGAAUUUGGCACCCGAUGGUUUUACUCGAAGCACUGUCGUGGCUAAUGGACAAUUCCCCGCGGCACCCAUUAUUGCGAACAAGGGUGACAGGCUUGUGAUCACCGUGAACAACCGCCUCACCGAUCCCACAAUGCGUCGCGUUACUUCUUUGAAUCUGGACGGAGUAUUCGUCCAAGCCCCUGAAAACUUCGAUGAGGGCCAAGCUUUCGUCGCGCAAUGCCCUAUCGCUCCCGGCCACUCCUUCACUCAAGAUGUUCAACUCGACCCCAACCAAGCCGGAACUUUCUGGUACCACAGUCAACUGAGUGUCCAAUACGUCGAUGGCUUCCGAGGGCCAUUGAUCAUUUACGACCCCGAAGAUCCUCAGAAGCAUUUGUAUGAUGUGGACGACCUCAACACUAUCAUUCAAUUGGCUGACUGGUGGCACAACUCAUCUGUUGACUCUCUUGCGUUCUUCGCCGCUCACGACAUGAUCCCCGUCGCUGAUACUGGUCUCAUCAACGGUGUCGGAAGGUUCAACGGCGGCCCGGCUAUUCCCUUCGCUGUUGUGAACGUGGUUCAGCACAGACGUUACCGUCUCCGUAUCAUCAAUGAGUCUGCUCGCGCUGCAUACAACUUCUCUAUCGAUAGCCACAACUUCACGAUCAUCGAAACUGACGGUGUCAACACCAACCCUAUCAGCGGAAACCAAAUCCCUAUCCUCGCUGGUCAACGAUACUCGGUCGUCGUAAACGCAAAUCAACCUGUUGGAAACUACUGGAUCAAUGCACCCUUCAGUGGUGGUAACGCAGCUAGCAACCCGAACCAAAAUCUCACGUUCUCUCGUGCGAUUCUGAGAUAUUCGGGAGCUCCAAAUAGGGACCCUACCACUCCGAGAACCGAGGGUCCAACUGGCAGCGCUCUUCACCAGGUUGUUGAAGCUCAGAUUAGCCCCCUCGUCCACAACCCACCUCCCCCUGCCGAUAUUCAACUUGUCUUCUCGGUCGCCUUCACCCCCCUCCAAAACGGAACCGGCUGGAGGAUCAACAAUAUCUCCUACCAACCCGACAGGCAGAACCCCACCCUCCUCAAGGUUAUCCAGAAUGGUGCGGAAGCCCAGUUCAACGUCUCCGAACACACCAUCGUCCUUCCGCAACACAAGACCGUGGAAGUCGUCUUCCCAUCCAACGAUGAUGACGAACUUCAUCCAUUCCAUAUGCACGGUAUGAACUUAUGGGUCGUCAAGCCCGACAGUGGUACCGUCAACAACACCGUCAACCCGAUCAUCCGAGACACCACCGGAUCUGGUGCUGCAGGAACGGUCGUUCGUUUCAGAACCGACAAAGUAGGAGCUUGGAUCUACCAUUGCCAUAUCAUGUGGCACAUGGCCGCUGGUUUGGGUAGUGUCAUGCUCGUCGACCCUGCAGUGACUCAGGCGACUGUCCGACCCGGCGUCCAAUGGGACGGACUCUGCCCGGCAUACAACGCUCUUCCUGCGGAUGAGCAGUAG